Messenger RNA from Haplochromis burtoni (Burton's mouthbrooder), 4220 nucleotides. RefSeq names its product TLC domain containing 3B (gene tlcd3b). The transcript is spliced from 6 exons. The record is from RefSeq and is a predicted model, not a curated record. Lineage: Eukaryota; Metazoa; Chordata; Actinopteri; Cichliformes; Cichlidae. Gene Ontology annotation, cellular component: membrane; endoplasmic reticulum. Gene Ontology annotation, molecular function: sphingosine N-acyltransferase activity. Gene Ontology annotation, biological process: lipid homeostasis; ceramide biosynthetic process. Bases 2059 to 2931 code for a protein of 290 amino acids.
ACAGCAGGGGGGGAACUCCAGGCCUGCAGGUCUUAGAUCUCACCCUGGGUCAGCACACAUGAAUCACAUGACUAGUUCAUUGCCAGGCCUCUGGAGAACUUGGAGACAUGUUGAGGACACGUGUAAAACCUGCAGGACACCGUCCCUCGGGCCCUGGCCUUCCCUUCCCCUGUUGUAAUGUUUUGAGCAGUGUGUGUGUAUAAAUUCACAAAGUAGUCACGACCUGCUUCCUUUAGGUGGCGCCACAGAGGAUCAUCCACAAACCUCCCCUGAGGUCUCUUCAUCCUUCACCCUCCCUCCUCUGCACACGCUCAGACUGUCCCAGCCUCCCUGACUGAGCUGUCCCUCUGAUGGACUCAUUUCUGGUCCUGUCCCUGCUGUCCAACCUCUUCAGCUCGGCCUCCUCCGUCUCUGAACCACCCCAGCAGGUCUUUAAACCCUCCCUUCCCUCCUGUCACAGAUCAGCUCUCACUCGUCUCCACCUCUCUGGUGGCCGGUAUUUAAACUCCUCCACCUUCCUCGCCUCCCUCUGAUUCACACUCAUUUAUUCUGACCUGCUUCUACUCACUUUCUCCUCCUUUCACCUGCUCACAUUAAUCAUUAAUAAUAUAAGAAUUCAUCUGUUGAAGCCACAGAAGUCUGGCAGUAAAAUAAAUCCCCUCUCGUUUCUAGUUUCAUGAACUUUACUCGGCGCCAGCUAUAAACUCCUUAAACGUGCUCGGCCUGUUGUGCCCCAGUUAUGGUUGAAUAACUGAGGCUCGUAUAUCCAUAAUCAUCACAAAUCGACUAAAAUAAGAAGCAAAAGUUAAACAUUGUCAGUCUCUUAUCUGCUCCUUCAGACAAAUAUGGGCUAACUCAGGGAAACAGACUUUGAACUUUAACCUUUAGGCCGAUACCACAGACCUGAAAGCUCCGCCCUCUGCUUUACAUCUACCUGCCCUGCACCGGUGUCUGAGUCAUUCAUGUAAAACUAAAGAGUUUGCAUCAGAGUGUUAAAAAUGACUAAAUGCUUCAUCAUUCAUUAAACGGUGAUGACAGGAACGUGUUUGUAUUUCCUGCUGGAGCUUCUACAGUCACAGCAGGCGGACGUCAGAUUUGGCUUCAGUUUGUGUGUCAGCAGUGUUUUAAUACUGCAGCACUGAUGGUUUUUAAUGAAGUCAGAUCAUAUGAAUACUCGUUCAGCUGCUGCUGUUUGAUCUGCAUCUGGUGUUUAAGAACUUCUCACAUGAACAUCACAAAAUGAAGACGUGCACACUUUCAUUUAUAAUAACUGACUUUAUCUCCCUGUGAGUACACAACAUGUAAUUCAAGUGUGAUUUCACUUUUUUCAGGCUAAUGUCACAUCGUUUUACUUCUAAUGAAUAGAAAACUGUAUUUCUUCAUUAUUAUCUAUAAAACAAAGUGAUGUCCAAGCUUGUAGUUCAGUUUUGAUUAAUGAUGAUGAAAGCAUCACAUUCAGAAAAUCUAACUUCUAUGGAGAACUCAAAGUCUCAAAAUAAGAGAAGCAAACAUUCAAAUCCAAAUUUAUUUUUACUACAAAAUGUGCAAAAUAACUUAGUAAUACUUUAAUUCUUUUACAUUUCCAUCCAGAGGCGGGGGUCCGGUCUCCAGCCAACAACCGUUCACAGGCACCAGUUAACCUGACCCCACUAACUGCAGGUGACUGUGGGAGGAACCCACACACCCACGGUGGUGGGGGCAAACUCAGCCUUGACUUUUAAUUUGAAAUGUAUUUUUAUGUCCCUUGGUGCUCCUAGUUACGCUGAGCAGAUUACGAGGACGUUCCUCGAGAUGAGGGCCCGCCUGUGAAUAAAGCGUUGCUCGUAUUUCACACUGAUUUGCAAAUAAUCAAAUGACAUGAAUAACCUGGAGGGAACCUGCUUUCUGCUGACCCGGCCUGCAGAUCCUCUCCCAUCACCACACCUCUGACAGGUGGCAGCACGAGGCUCCUCCCCCAAACCACUCCUACCAACCCGUGCUCUCCUAACCUCCCACAUCCACGGGAGCGGGAGAGUAAAGCCACACACACACGUGCACACUUCUGAGAAGUGUGUUGCCAUGUGGGGCCUCGUGGCUGCCGGGUCCGUCUUCUUCCCAGGACUCUUCCUCCUGUCCAAACAGGCUCUCAAACAGCUGAUGGGAUGGAGCGAGGGGGACGCCGCUGUCGUGUCAACACGCCUGGUGUCAUCCAUCCAGUCCAUCAUGGCCUCCUCAGCCGGAUGCAUCAUCAUCGCGUCCUGCAGGGACGUCAUCGAGGACCGACAUUGGCUGACUGAUGCCUACAUCUUAUUUGCCACACCUUACUUUGCCUACGACAUCUACGCCAUGUUUCUGUGUUACCGGCACAAGCUGCAGGUCAAAGGUCACGAGGAGGCGGGCCAAAGCGUUGGGUUGAUGGGAGCCACUGUGAUUGGUUACCUGCGCAGGGAGUUCCUCAUGGUGCUGCACCACAUCUUCAUGGUGACCUUCUGCUUCCCCGCCUCUCUGCUGUGGAGGCAGGGUAAAGGUGAUUACUUCCAGGGCGUCUUGUUUCUGGCUGAGCUCAGCACCCCGUCUGUCUCUCUGGGGAAAGUCCUGAUCCAGUAUAAGAAGCAGCACACGCUGCUGCACAAAGUGAACGGCGUCGUCAUGCUGCUCACCUUCUUCGGUUGUCGGGUCUUACUCUUUCCCUACCUGUACUACGCCUACGGCAGGUAUGCAUCGAUGCCGAUGUACCGGGUGCCCCUGGUGGCCCCAUGGCAGUGUAACCUGGGGACGGCCCUGCUCUGGCCUCUUCAGCUUUACUGGUUCACGCUGAUCUGCAGAGGAGCUCUGCGCCUGUUCACCGAACGCUCAAAUUCACCACCUGCGAUUCUUAAAGCCGACGGCAAUGUGGGCCCAGCUAACAGCUGCACAACCAAUCAGACAGCUGGUGGAGGAAGAGGAGAGUAAUGUAAUCCGAUCAGUGACGUCUGCCUUCAGAGCCAAUCAGAUUACCAGGGGGGCGGUGACUGUUACAAACAGAUGAGUGUUUCUUCUCGUUUAUGGUAAAAGUUCCAAGGAGUGAACGUAGUGACAGAAAAGCUUACAGACGCAGAUCCAUUAUUAAAUGGAAAAAGGAGGAAAUGAACAUUAGAAGUGUCAACAAGUUUAAUCAGAAGGGAGACGACGGCUGUUUGUAGUAAAACCACACAAGAAGAAUCAGGAUUUACCGAUCACACUGACGUUUACGAGAUCAUACGAGGAGCAAACCUGUACCCGACCUGUAAGGACAAAAGAUCAAACUAUAUAUAAAAAGGUAGAAAUGGUUUGUGUGAAGAUGAUGAUAAUCGGUUUAAAGGGAACAGAGAAAUCAUCCUCUAGGAUUAGCUUCAUUUUAAGGAGUCCCACAGGGAUCAGCAUCAGGCCCCCUGUUAUUCACUCUGCACAUGAACAUUGAUCAUGUCAGGAUCCAAUCUGCUUCACCAGAUUUUCUAACCACUGAUUAAGAAUAUAUUAAGGAAUCAAAGUAUUACAUAUUUAUCAAACAGGUUAUUGAUCAUUAUUUUGGGGGACUAUUAAAUAGCAUAUUUGUAGGUGCAGAGGAGUUAGACAUUCAGCCUGUGGUCACACUGUGAGCUACACUGGCCCUCCGUAUAUUCGUUAAGUCAAGUUCAUUGAAGUUUGUAGUGGUUCUAUAAUAGGUGCCUUAGUUUUUCCACUGUUUCCAACAGUAAAUAUUGUCCAGCUUCAUUCUGCAAAGUCAGUUUUGAAGCUGAUGAUAGCUCUUCCUUUCCCCCCACGAGCACCACAGAGCCUGCGUCGAUAUCCAACAUCAAAGCUAUUCAAGUGUUUACAGUCGCCCUCACCUCUGUGUCACUUUUAGCUGAAGAAAGGACUUCCUGCUCCUGCGUACAACAUCAUCUGCACUGUUUAUGCUGACAAUACCAUCUUGAGGAUUCACGACUUCAUUAGCAUUUUGACCAGUGUGUGUUUAACAGUGCCGAGGCCUUUUAAUAAACAACAACAACCACAGGCCUGCAUGUUUGUUUGUUUUCUGAUCCACUCACGUGACUCAGUUUCACGUCGGCUCGUUUGAAUCUUGUGUCUGAUUUUUUUGCAGCAUAUAGUUUGUUCUCAUGUCUUUCUACAAAAUACAUGUUGAUCAAAGAUCUUCCUGAAUUAAUAAAUUUGACUUAAAACUGAAUAUUUGACAUGAAUUUUCUGCACUGAUCAUCUCUUUAUGAAGCACCAAGAAUGAC